AUGUGGAAUAAGGGAGCUGCUGGGCUCACGCAGAUUCCCGUGCUAAGUCGGGAGUUCCAGCUGUUCCUGCGGAGCUCCAGCCUGGCUGUGGGGACGGCGCCGGGCACAGGCACAGACCCAGGGCACUCCAGGCUCUCGUCUCCUCUGUCUCACCUCAGCAUCACGAUGGAGCCCAACAGCCCCAAAAAAAUACAGUUUGCUGUGCCCCUGUUCCAGAGCCAAAUAGAUCCUGAGGCAGCUGAGCAGAUCAGGAAAAGAAGGCCUACACCAGCAUCACUCGUCAUCAUGAAUGAACAUAUGCCCCCAGAAAAAGAUGAGAAGAGAACAAAUAUUUCACAGGCAGAGUCGCAGAGCGCCUCUCCCAAGCAGAGGAAGCAGAGCGUCUUCACCCCACCUGCCCUCAAAGGGAUUAAGCAUCUGAAGAGUCAGAGUGACUCGGUGUUUCCAGAAGAAGAGGAGGGAGUUGGCGAGCGGGAAGAGGAGUGGGGCCAUUAA
This is a messenger RNA of Sturnus vulgaris (Common starling), 495 nucleotides long. RefSeq names its product protein phosphatase 1 regulatory inhibitor subunit 1C (gene PPP1R1C). Gene Ontology annotation, cellular component: cytoplasm. Gene Ontology annotation, biological process: intracellular signal transduction. The record is from RefSeq and is a predicted model, not a curated record. NCBI's taxonomy places the organism in Eukaryota, Metazoa, Chordata, Aves, Passeriformes, Sturnidae. Gene Ontology annotation, molecular function: protein phosphatase inhibitor activity.